AUGGCGGACGCCGCAGUUGAGCAGAAGCAGCGCAAGUCAGUCGCAUUCGACGAAGGAUCCGUCAUCAUGGAUACCAACGGCCAAAUUCAAGACGCCCCGGCUGCUGAGAAGCCUGCUGGUAUGCAUCCGAUCUCUAAGAACCCUCGGGUCGAUUCCCGCACAUUGGACUCCGGACCCGCUAACACAUCAUACCCACAUACAGAGAACGAUGUCGACGAAGUCACCGAGAUGUUCAAGGGCCUCUCCAAAAAGAAGAAGACCAAGAAGAGCAAGGAUACCGAGGCCGGCGAAGGCGAAGAGACCCCCGCCGCCGACGGCGAGUUCGACCCCUCCGCGUUGAAGAAAAAGAAGAAGAAGCCCAAGAAGGAGACCACCGAUUCCGAGGCCAAGACCGAGGCCGGCGCCGCCACAGAGGAGGGUGAUGAGAAGGCUGAGGAGCCCGUGCCUGAAGGCGACCCCGAGGCCGGCACCGGUAUCUGGCAACACGACAACACGCAAGCCGUCCCCUACUCUCUCCUCGUCUCGCGCUUCUUCUCCCUCAUCCAGAGCCACCACCCCGACCUGCUCUCCAGCGGCACCAAGUCGUACAAGAUCCCCCCGCCCCAGUGUCUGCGUGAGGGCAACCGUCGUACGAUUUUCGCCAACAUCGCCGACAUCUGCAAGCGCAUCAAGCGUUCCGACGAGCACGUCACCCAGUUCUUGUUCGCUGAGUUGGGUACCAGCGGUUCCGUCGACGGCAGCCGUCGUCUCGUUAUCAAGGGUCGUUUCCAACAGAAGGGUAUCGAGUCCGUCCUGCGUCGGUAUAUCGUCGAAUACGUUACCUGCAAGACCUGCCGCAGCCCCGACACCGAGCUCAACAAGGGAGAGAACCGUCUGUACUUCGUCACCUGCAACUCCUGCGGAUCUCGUCGUUCGGUCGCCGCCAUCAAGACUGGUUUCCGUGGACAGGUCGGCCGCAGAAAGCGCACUGGUUAA
Messenger RNA from Penicillium atrosanguineum, 975 nucleotides. RefSeq names its product translation initiation factor eIF2 subunit beta. Gene Ontology annotation, cellular component: eukaryotic translation initiation factor 2 complex. The transcript has 3 exons. Gene Ontology annotation, molecular function: mRNA binding; translation initiation factor activity; translation initiation factor binding. Gene Ontology annotation, biological process: translational initiation; formation of translation preinitiation complex; formation of cytoplasmic translation initiation complex. Lineage: Eukaryota; Fungi; Ascomycota; Eurotiomycetes; Eurotiales; Aspergillaceae. Bases 1 to 975 code for a protein of 324 amino acids. The record is from RefSeq and is a predicted model, not a curated record.